GCUAUAAAUGUGCUUGUACAUUUCUUUGUGUGCCUUAACAGUUUGUUUUGUGUUAUUAGGUGUUUGCUGUAGAGAUUAUGGUGUCAGUUUGCCAGUGAAGAUUAAAGCUCUCAGUGGAUCCUGUGUGAUCAUAAACUGUACAUUUGUGAUUGCGGAAAUGCAUGACAAAGAGCUCACUGAGACUGAUGCUACAGGAUUUUGGCUCAAAGAUGGACAUGAUGUGAAUAACCAUCAAGUGUUUAACUCUAGAGAUACCAACCCUCACUUUAAAGGGAAAAUAAUUUGAAAACUACACAAGAAGAACUGCACCACUAUCCUUUAUGAUGUUAGUUCAAAUCAUAAUGGUAAAUAUUACUUUAGGAUUGAGAGUGGCGAUCUGAAAUACACCUACAGAGAAAACACCUCCACUGUAACUGUCAUCGAGUCUCCCUCCAAACCCACAGUGAAGCUGUAUAAGGAUCAGGAUCAGGAGGAGGUGUUGGAGGGGAGCUCUGUGAGUCUGCGCUGCUCUGCUGAGACUCUCUGCUCCUCUCCUCCACCAACUCUCACAUGGAGCUUCACUCCCAGAAUCCCCCUCAGUGAGAGCGGCGGACAACAGGAGCUCCUCGUCUCUGAUCUGAACUUCACUGCUACUCACCGUCACCACAGAGUCACUUUCACCUGCACUAUAACCUACCAGCUACAGGACAAGAACAAAACAGCACAGGACAACAUCACACUACAUGUUCAGUAUUCCCCUAAAAACACAUCAGUUUCUGUGCUUCCGUCUGGCUCGGUGUUGGAAGGCAGUUCUGUGACUCUGACCUGCAGUAGUGAUGCAAAUCCAGCAUUGCUGAACUACACCUGGUCCAGACAGAGUGGAAGAGAGUUGAAGCAGCUGCAGACUGGAUACACUCUCACCUUCAACAGGACCGACCUGACACAGAGAGGCUGGUACCACUGUAAAGCUCAGAACAAACACGGCUACCAAGAGUCAUCAGUGAUGCUGGACAUUCAGUAUGCUCCUCAAAUCUCCACUUCCUCGAGCUGUGACAGUGUAACUGUGUGUUUCUGUGAGGGUGAUGGGAAUCCCUCUCCUGAACUGGAGUGGUAUCUGUCUGGACGUCCUGUCAGUAACUCUUCAAACACGUUCAUCAGUGAAGAGCGAUUGAACAGCACAGGCUUGAGGAGCUCCAUCACUCUACAUCAGUCACUCUCACACUCAUACACUCUGCAGUGUGUCGGCAGCAACACUCAUGGCACUGCAAGAAAUUUUUUUCAACUGAAUCUCUUCUCUCAAGAGGCUUCAAUGUUUAACGUUUACGCCGUCCUGGUUGGAUUCGUACCUGGGGCUACAUUUAUGGCCAUCUUAUGGGUCACUACACUGCUGUACAAAUGGAUCUGCAGGACUCAAAGGGGAGAUAAACCUGGACUCAUUCAGACUGAUGUGGCCGAUACAGUGGACAGUGUUGAAGAGCCUUUUUAUGUCAAUAAAAUUGAGUUAUCAGCUGAAGCCCCCACAAUAAAUCAUCCAGAAACUCUACAUUAUUCCACCAUUAACUUUAACAACACCGAACCAGAGUCAAAAGUCAUUAAAGGCAUCUCUUCGCUUACUGUCGACUAUGCUGUGGUCCAAUAUUGCGGUCGAAACGUAGCAGAUAGCGAGGCAAAGAUCAGAGAAGUGCCCUCAACGCCACAUGCAGAUACCAUUUACCAAGUUCCUCACAAAGUAAGAAGGAUUGCAGAUAUGGACAUAAAGCAAGGUGAAUCUAUCUAA
Rhinichthys klamathensis goyatoka is the source of this 1756-nucleotide messenger RNA. Its product is annotated as B-cell receptor CD22. The record is from RefSeq and is a predicted model, not a curated record. The transcript has 7 exons. NCBI's taxonomy places the organism in Eukaryota, Metazoa, Chordata, Actinopteri, Cypriniformes, Leuciscidae.